Messenger RNA from Athalia rosae (coleseed sawfly), 1419 nucleotides. RefSeq names its product gamma-soluble NSF attachment protein-like. Gene Ontology annotation, cellular component: vacuolar membrane; SNARE complex. Lineage: Eukaryota; Metazoa; Arthropoda; Insecta; Hymenoptera; Athaliidae. The coding region runs from base 94 to 1179 and encodes 361 amino acids. The record is from RefSeq and is a predicted model, not a curated record. Gene Ontology annotation, biological process: intracellular protein transport. Gene Ontology annotation, molecular function: soluble NSF attachment protein activity; syntaxin binding. The transcript is spliced from 8 exons.
AAGUGAAUUGAUUUGACAGUAAUUUGACAGUAAUCUCGCUGUCAACAAUUUCAAUAAACAUCGAAACAAAACUGAGUCAACAUUCGCAAGAAAAUGUCGAAAAUGGAAGAAGGAAUGGCCCACAUUCGGCAGGCCGAAAAAAGUUUGAAAACAUCGCUCCUAAAGUGGAGACCUGAUUUUGAAAUAGCUGCCGAUGAAUACUCCCACGCCGCAACCUGCUUCCGGAACGCAAAGGCUUUUCAACAAUGUAAAGAAUGCCUAUUGAAGGCCUCCGAUUGCCACAAACAAAACAGAUCAUGGUUCCACGCGGCAAAGAGCAUUGAGCAAGCAGUACUGGUGUGCAAGGAACUAGGAAAUUUAUCAGAAGUACCAAAACUUGCGCAUUCUGCCUGUACAUUGUAUCAACAACACGGUUCGCCUGAAUCGGGUGCCACAGUUUUGGACAAAGCAGCCAAAUUGUUGGAAUCAACCGAACCUGAACAAGCAUUAGAGCUAUUCAAGCGAGCAGCAGACGUAGUUAUGGGUGAAGACAGUCCACGACAAGCGGCUGAAUAUAUGAGCAAAGUGGCUAGAAUCUUGGUCAAAUUAAGGAUGUACGACCAAGCCGCGGACGCAGUUCGAAGGGAAAUUGGAAUGCAUCAACAAAUAGAUCACACUCCGUCUGUGGGAAGAUUAGCCGUAGCCCUUGUCUUGGUACAACUUGCACGAGGAGAUCAAGUCGCGGCAGAAAAGGCUUUCAAAGAAUGGGGAAACUAUUGCGACGCGCCCGAGGUCCAGACACUGGAGAUGUUACUACAAGCCUAUGACAACGAGGACGCCGAUUCCGCGAGGUCCGCUUUGAACAGUCCGUUCAUUAAGCACAUGGACAUCGAGUACGCCAAGCUAGCAAGAGGGCUUCCACUCCCUCAGGUAGAAUACGCAGUCCCACCAGCGGGUGUGAGACCAAACGCGACGGCCUCUUACAUUUCUCCAAACGCUACUAAACUGACUAGCCAAGCCACGAUUGAGGCGGAAGUUAAUCAAGUAGAAAACGCAGCCCCAGCUAAAGCCACAACCGGAGCUGUGCCAAGAGCAGAAGGACUCGAGGACGUUGCGCCGUCGAGUCCCUCGCAAAAGCCGAAUCAAAGUCCUCCCAAAGAAGAAGAACCGGAGGACGAUUACGAAGGGGGACUAUGCUGAUUUGAUUAAUACCAAUCAAAGUUAUUCCCUAGGUACCAGAUUCCGUAGUAGAUGAAUUAGUUACAGAUCCCUAGUGGUUAUUAUUUAUUAACUAUUAGCUAACUCAUAUCUUCCGCUACAAUCUGCAUUUAUACUGAAUAACUAUAUAGUGUAUACGUUAUCGAGUCGCUUCUAUUACCUAUCAAUCAAAUGGCACAGACGGCGUAAAAUAUAUAUAUACCUAUUUAACGAGAAAAUAAA